UUUAGCCUCAACAACUGUUUUCACAUGUAUUGUUAGCAAUUAAAAUAUUAUUUUUAAGCUUAGGGAUAUUAGUCGUGAAUGGUUUCUCCUUGUCUUGUUUCUUGUUCAUCAGCUUUGUGAGGCCACAAUUUUCUUUCAUGUCUUCCAUUUUUGCCUCCGGUUACUCUAUUCUCAUUCCCAAAUUUGAGAUUGAUGAGGCCGAGUUUACGCCUGAGCCUGCGGAAAAUAGUAGAGCUUAUAGCAGAAUCCAUGAAGUGUUCUUGAGCUUCAGAGGGGAGGACACACGUGGUUCUUUCGUUUCACAUCUCUAUGCCUCUCUUCGGAAUGCUGGAAUCAAUGUUUUCAAGGAUGAUGAGUCACUUCCAAGGGGACAUCACAUUUCAGACACAUUGCUGCGAGCAAUUGAACAGUCUGAAAUUAGUGUUGUUGUAUUCUCAAGAAAUUAUGCAGGGUCUCUGUGGUGUUUGGAUGAGUUAGAUACAAUAAUGGAGUGUCACAGAACCACAGGGCUGGUUGUUUUGCCAGUGUUCUAUGAUGUUGAUCCCUCUGAAGUGCGCCAUCAAAAAGGCGAGUUUGGAAAAGAAUUGGAAAAACUUGAGAACAGGAUUUUAAAAGGUGUAGAAGAAGUUGAAGAACAGUUCAAUAUAUGGGAAAAAGAGCAUCUGCGGUUUAAUAAACUACGUUGGAUGCGUUGGAGGGAGGCACUUCGUGAGGCUGCUGGCAUAUCAGGAGUUGUAGUCCUCGAUUCCAGGAAUGAAAGUGAGUCUAUCAAAAACAUUGUUGAAAAUGUCACACAUUUGUUAGACAAGACAGAGUUGUUUGUUGCCAAUAAUCCAGUGGGAGUAGAACCUCGAGUGCAAGAAAUUAUUCAUUUGGUAGACCAAAAACCAUCAAAUGAUGUUUUACUACUAGGGAUGUGGGGGAUGGGAGGCAUUGGUAAAACAACCAUUGCUAAAGCCAUUUACAAUAAGAUUGGCCGGAAUUUUGAGGGAAGGAGCUUCCUUGCAAAUAUCAGGGAAGUUUGGAGGCAAGACACUGGCAAAGUCAAUUUACAAGAACAACUUCUGUUUGAUAUCAACAAAGAAACAAAAACAAGGAUACGUAAUGUUGAAUCAGGAAAAAAUAUAUUAAAAGAAAGACUUUACUAUAAAAAGGUACUUCUUGUAUUGGAUGAUGUGAAUGAAUUGGACCAACUAAAUGCUUUAUGUGGAAGUGACAAAUGGUUUGGUCCAGGUAGUAGAAUAAUCAUCACCACUAGAGAUCAAGAUGUACUUAGAGGGAGAGCUGACAUAUUAUAUACAAUGAAAGGCAUGGAUGAAGGUGAAUCCAUUGAGCUUUUUAGUUGGCACGCAUUCAAGCAAGCAAGUCCUAGAGAAAAUUUUACCCAACUUUCUAGAAAUGUAAUUACGUAUUCCGGGGGAUUACCACUAGCCCUUGAAGUUCUUGGGUGUUAUUUGUUUGAUAUGAAGGUAGUAGAGUGGGAGAUUGUAUUGAAGAAACUCAAGAGAAUUCCUAAUCAUCAAGUACAAAAGAAGUUACAAAUAAGCUAUGAUGGUUUAAAUGAUGAUACCGAGAGAAAUAUAUUCCUCGAUAUAGCUUGUUUCUUUGUUGGCAUGGACCGGAAUGAAGUUAUACAAAUAUUAAAUGAUUGUGGACUUUUCGCAGAAAAUGGAAUACGUGUCCUUGUAGAGCGAAGCCUUAUAACAAUUGAUAAUAAAAACAAGCUUCAAAUGCAUGAUUUGUUACGGGACAUGGGAAGGGAAAUUAUUCGUGCAAAUUCACCAAAGGUUCUUGAGAAGCGUAGCAGGUUAUGGUUUCAUGAGGAUGCGCUUGAUGUAUUAUCAAAACAAACGGGAACAAAAGCUAUUGAGGGAUUGGCUUUGAGGUUAUCAACAAAUAAUGCAACAUGUUUGAGCACUAAAGCUUUUAAAAAGAUGGAGAAACUUAAGUUGCUUCAACUUGCUGGUGUACGACUUGAUGGAGAUUUCAAAUAUCUUUCCAAAGAUCUUAGGUGGCUUUGUUGGCAUGGAUUUCCUUUAAAAUAUAUACCAACAAACUUCUAUCAAAGAAAUCUUAUUUCAAUUGAGUUACAAAAUAGUAAUGUUCAACUUGUGUGGAAAGAAGCUCAGGUAUUAAAUAUUCUGAAAUAAUAAAUAUCUAUUUUACUAUUUCAUACUUAUAGACACAAAUUUUGU
Molecule: messenger RNA, 2195 nt
Organism: Cajanus cajan (pigeon pea)
Lineage: Eukaryota; Viridiplantae; Streptophyta; Magnoliopsida; Fabales; Fabaceae
Source: RefSeq, a predicted model, not a curated record